This is a messenger RNA of Puccinia triticina, 714 nucleotides long. RefSeq lists its product as uncharacterized. NCBI's taxonomy places the organism in Eukaryota, Fungi, Basidiomycota, Pucciniomycetes, Pucciniales, Pucciniaceae. The transcript has 4 exons. The record is from RefSeq and is a predicted model, not a curated record. Bases 1 to 714 code for a protein of 237 amino acids.
AUGGCUCGGCCUGAAAAGACUGAUAAGUAUUUCCCGGUUCUUGGUAGCAUUGCCGAGGAGGAUGAGACUGCCGGGAACAAAAAAGAAACUGAAGAUAUAGUUGAGAUUACACCCGAGCUCUCUGAAGACGAGGAUAUUGAUCCUGAUGAUGCCAAAAAAGCAUCUUCCCAACCCGGAUGGGAGAAUGAAGAUCAGGCUGAGGAUCUCAACAAUGAUGAAUUGGGUAUUGGUUUCACCUUAAAAAAGAAGAAAGAAGCGGCAAUCUCAACCGCACUUGAACCGAUGUUUACCCCGAUGCUCAAGGUGACUAAGAAGUACCUUGACCUGUCUCUAGCGUGCAACACGGUCAUCAUCGCCACUUUCUUACAUCCGGAAUGGCGUAUGAUGCUGUUCACAAUGCGACUCAAGACACACUUUGCACGGAUCACCAAGUUAAUCCAGAAAACCUUUGAUGAUCGCCAGUCAUAUCUCAAGUCAAUACAACCAGAAUCAACUCCUCCAAAGACUACCCAAUCAGAUCUCAAUGCAACCCCUACAGAUUUGGAAACCGACGGGGAUGAUUUUAACUACUACCCUACUACUUCAACUACGAUAGAGAUCAACACCGAGCUCAAGCGCUAUAACAAGGGAGACUUUCCAAUGGCGAAGAAAGGUGAUGUUCUGGGCAGGUGGAAGCUCCGAGCAAAGCAUCAAGUUUCAAAGUCUCUGCAAUGA